GUUUGACUCAUCAUAGUCACGAGUCAAGGAUAUAUACUGCUCUCACUCCUCGUUCAUCACAAUUUGCUCCUUCGAUGGACGCCUACAGCCGCCAGUUAAAGCACCAAGUGUUCGUCAAUUUCCGGGGAGACGAGCUGAGGUGUGGUUUCGUCAGCCAUCUAGUGGAAGCUCUUCAAAGAAAUGGUAUCAACGUUUUCAUAGACAAACACGAGAGAAUCGGUGAAGAUCUCACCAACCUCUUCGUGAGGAUCGAGGAGUCGACCAUCGCACUGGUCAUAUUCUCCAGGAGGUACACGGAGUCGAGAUGGUGUUUAGAUGAGCUCGUUAAAAUCAAGGAGCGUACAGAUCAAGGACUGCUCAAGGUCAUUCCCAUCUUUUUCAAAGUGGAACCAAUCACCGUGAAACAGCUCAGGGGAGCAUUCGGUGACCAGUUUAGAGACAGAGAGAGGGAAUAUGGAUGUGAUAAACCAAGAACAGAUAGAUGGAAAGAAGCUUUAGCAUCUGUGUCCUGUAAGAUUGGUUUGACCUUUGGCAAGAAAAGUAACGAAAGUAAAUUUGUCAGGAUAGUUGUCAAGGAGGUCAAGAAAAUGCUACAAGAGAAUAUUGGGGACAUUCCAUUUUUAGAAAGAGUAAUAGAUACUUCUUCUCUAGGAGGGCAGGGAUCCAGCCAAGUAUCAACUCAAGAAACGGUUGACCUAUGCAGAGAGAGCAUUGCUCUAGUGCAAGCAAACUCUAACAUUGCAAACCAGGUUGCUUUGGUUUCCAAGCGUUACACUGACAUCGAAUGUGAGAAUCGCAUUCUAAGGGCUCAGCUCGGUGAGCUAGCCGAGAGGCUAGAAUCAAUAAACUCUAUCAUAGAAACGGUGGAAGGAGUUGUUGGAAAGAUUCCUAGGUUUCCUGAUUUUCUGAUGAACCCUUGGCAAAUAUCUUACUCUUCACAACCAAUCAUGGCCUCUGCUGAGAUGUUUCAUUACUGAUAUUUACUAGCGGGUUGUUGGGUCUUCCAUAAUCAAUCAAUUUCUGUUUUUUUCUUCCAUCCUCCCUUCAAUUUAUCCGCUGUUAGUGAUACAUAUAGAUUUGUAAUCACUAUACAGAUUUCUAAUCAAUUUUAUAAAUUAGCCUGCUAUCAGUUAUUCCGAUCCUUUUCAGCUGCAGUAUACUAUACAUUGGUUAACAAAAAAAAAAGUUGCACAAAAAAAGUCUUUUUCAUGCAUUUUGUCAUUUGAUUUUCUGACUAUAUAAGCAAGCAGCUACCGUUUUUUUUUGUUUGGUUCUAAGUUCCAACGAGUUUGGUGAUCCACAACAUAGUUCUGAAGAGAACGUGUUAUUCUCUUCAUCUAUUUCAACAACCUUCAGACCAGACCCUUAACGACCGGCAGCUUAAGGUUCCUGUUAAUCCCAAUCAUAUAGAGAGUGAUGUGUGUAGUUGCUACAUGCUGUAUGCUUUUC
This is a messenger RNA of Eruca vesicaria subsp. sativa (arugula), 1449 nucleotides long. Lineage: Eukaryota; Viridiplantae; Streptophyta; Magnoliopsida; Brassicales; Brassicaceae. The record is from the annotation of a GenBank genome assembly.